UCCUCUUGAGAUUCUUCAAAUUUCAAAUUAAUCUCUCUCUCUCUCUCUCUCUCUCUCUCUCUCUCUCUCUGAGUUUUCGUUCCUAAACUAAGUCUUGUGCGUAACCUUCUCUUGUAUCACUAAUGGAGAAAACAAGAUCAUCCCUUCACUCUCCCACAAAUGGAAGUCUCAUUACUGUUCUUAGUAUUGAUGGAGGUGGAAUAAGAGGGAUUAUCCCAGGAACCAUCCUCAACUUCUUAGAGUCUGAGCUUCAGAAACUGGAUGGUCAGGAUGCAAGGCUAGCAGAUUAUUUUGAUGUGAUUACAGGGACUAGUACAGGUGGCCUUGUGACAGCCAUGCUUACUACCCCAAAUGAAAAUAACCGUCCUUUGUAUGCUGCUAAAGAUAUCAACCCUUUUUAUCUCGAAAACUGCCCUAAAAUCUUCCCCCAAUCCAGUUCUCCACUCAUCAAUGUCGAGGAGAAUUUGAAAGGUCUAGGGAGACCAAAAUAUGACGGGAAGUAUUUACAUAAAAUAUUGAAGGAAAAAUUAGGAGACAAACAUUUGCGCGACACAUUAACUAACGUUGUAAUCCCAACUUUUGAUAUAAAGCGGCUGCAACCAGUUAUCUUCUCCAACUAUGAGUUGAAAAAGAAACCCAGCUUGGAUGCUUUGCUCUCGGAUAUAUGCAUUGGAACUUCAGCAGCCCCAUACUAUCUUCCAACCUAUCAAUUUAAAUCCACAAAUUCAAAUGGUGAAUCAAGAGAAUUCAAUCUCACCGACGGUGGAGUUGCUGCCAAUAACCCGGCCUUGGUCGCUAUGAGCGAAGUGACAAAACAAAUCCACAAGGGCAACCCUGACUUCCUGCCCAUGGGUGAAAAUGAACAGUUGUAUGGGCGGUUCCUAGUCAUAUCACUAGGGACUGGUACAACGUCUGAGGAGAAGUAUGACGCCAAGGAAGCGGCUGAGUGGGGUGCUUUUGGGUGGCUUAUCGGAUCCGAUUUUUCGGCUCCAUUGGUGGAUAUAUUCACCCACGCAGGUAGUGACAUGGUUGAUUUCCACCUUGCUACCAUUUUUCAGGCCCUUCAGUCUCAUGACAAUUACCUUCGAAUUCAGGAUGAUACGCUAAGUGGAACAUUGGCUUCUGCAGAUAUUGCCACAGAACAAAACUUGAAUGAUUUGGUAAAAGUUGGAGAGGCAUUGUUGAAGAAACCGGUUUCGAGACUGAAUUUUGAUACUGGUAAAUCCAAGCCUGUUCGUCCUGAGGUUACAAACGAAGAGGCUCUUGUGAGGAUAGCGAGCGUUCUCUCUAAGGAGAGGGCUCAGAGGAGCAAGGUCGUUCAUGAAAGGACAUGAUCAGCAGCACCACCAAAGAAAUAAUAUGCUGCUCUCAUACGUAUAUAUAAAAAAUUCCUUUUAAUUAUGUUUAAUCUUCAAGAAAAAUAAGAGGCCAUCAAAGUCAUGAUGAAAUGCUAAGUCAAUUAUUUUAUUUUAUUUCUUCAUGUAAUUCAGUACUGAAAUUAUUUUCUCCCAAUGUAAGCAAGAAAUUGUUUA
Molecule: messenger RNA, 1532 nt
Organism: Prunus mume (Japanese apricot)
Lineage: Eukaryota; Viridiplantae; Streptophyta; Magnoliopsida; Rosales; Rosaceae
Product: patatin-like protein 2
Biological process (GO): lipid metabolic process
Molecular function (GO): glycerophospholipase activity; monoacylglycerol lipase activity
Source: RefSeq, a predicted model, not a curated record